AUGGCACCGCCGCCCAGGCCUGUUGCAGUAAAGCGAGAGCAUGUAGAAGAUACCGUCUACAACGGCGAUGUUCCUGGUGACAACUUCGAUACUGACUUCGAGGGCUAUGAUGGGAACACGACUAUCAGUGAGGUGCAGGUUGAAGACAGUCAAGUCGUACCCUAUCAGAAUGAAGGGCAGGAGGAUGAGGAUGAGGAUGAAGGUGAAGAGUCAGGAAGCGAAGAAGAAGGAGAAGAAGAAGGCGCGGUGGAGGGACAUGAUCAGAAUCCGGCCGUCCCGCAAAAUAUGCAAGGUGUGAUGGCUUUGUUCAGCCAGCACAUGCACGCUGCUCAGAAAGGCGGCUUGAAUACCGGGCAUAUCAAUCCGUUUGCCCCCCAGAAUGUCUUCGAGGCCCACAACAACUCAUAUCCCACCACUACAUCCGGCCGUUUGGACGAUGAGGAGACUGUCAAUGGUGCCGAUCAAGUCGUGCAAAUUUCCUCGGAUACGAAUGCAGAAGAAGAGGAAACUUCUCCGUCACCUCCGACACAACAGCAGCCGCAAAUGUGGCGGCCGGUGGCAGUUCAACAAGCCUUUCCUACGAACGCCCACUUCAGACAGCCGCAGCAACCGCCGAGCUCACUAAGGCAACCACCCGUGUUCCAACAAGCCGCAGCUUUACGGCAGCAGACCCGCCCACAGCCGACCAUACCUGUCCGUGGAGUUCCGGCUCAAGCUGCGCUCACCAGGCCACGAACUGCGCAAGCAGCAGCUCAGGAUGCCACUCAACCACCUGCCAGCCAGCCGCCUACGUAUAGCCAGGUCCAGCGCGAGAGCCAACAACAUGUGCACUUUACUCCACCGCCUGCGGAGCGGCUGACUCCUGCACCAUCCACCGGCGAGCAGGCAGCCCUUCAGGAUGUAAACGGCCACGCUGCACAGCCUCAGCAGACCGAGGCCCAGCCAAUGGCUACCCAGCAGGAGCAGGAAGGACCUCCAUUCGACUACGACACUCCAGUGCUGUAUAACAUGGCGUACGCAGACCUCCAGGCCGAAUCAUUUGACUACAACCCCCGAGCCCCUGACCCCGUCCUCCCGCCCGAGAAAGUCGCUGCUCCACUCCCAGAGCGCCUUGCGCACGCCCAUAGCCAGCUGACGCCACCGCAACAGCAGCAGUUCUUUGCAUCCCUGAACAUCGAUGAAUGGGAAGAUGCAGGCGAUUGGUUCCUCGAGCAGUUUGGUGGCCUCAUCAAGAAGAUGAAGGAGUUGAGGCGUGAGAAGAGGAAGCUAGCUGGCAGGUUGGAAGAUGAGGUUGCCGAACGGGAUGAUCAGAUUACGAGGAAGAAACAGCGGUUGAAUGGGGAGAUGGAGGGUAUGAAAAGCCAGGGGCAGGGCUUGUUGAGGACACCGAACAAGAAGCGGUGA
Coniosporium apollinis CBS 100218 is the source of this 1404-nucleotide messenger RNA. RefSeq lists its product as uncharacterized. Gene Ontology annotation, biological process: nucleolar large rRNA transcription by RNA polymerase I. Gene Ontology annotation, molecular function: RNA polymerase I core promoter sequence-specific DNA binding; TBP-class protein binding. The transcript has a single exon. Gene Ontology annotation, cellular component: RNA polymerase I core factor complex. The record is from RefSeq and is a predicted model, not a curated record. The coding region runs from base 1 to 1404 and encodes 467 amino acids. Lineage: Eukaryota; Fungi; Ascomycota; Dothideomycetes.